UCUCUCUUUCUUUCUCUUUCUCUCUCUCUACGCUGUGCUUGCUGGAAGGCUCCAUCUAUCUAUCUAUCUCGCGGGGGAUACAUACAUACAUACUGUCACGCCACAAUUAGUCUCCCAAAUUACACCCACAAGACCUCUUUCUCCCUCAAUUACCCGCCAAAAGGUCUUGCUUCGGGAGCCAUUGGUUUCGCCUCGAACGGCGUCGUUUGCGCGCACGGAUCGGCUAGGGUUUUUUUCCGGGAUGGAAGAGGUGAGAUCCGGGGAGAAGAGGCUGCCGGAUGAUGUGGAGCUUGAGGGGCAGCCUGCUGGGAAGAAGGUGAAGGGAUUGGUGGGUGGGAAUGUGAAGAAGGUGGCGGAGUUGGUGCUCGUGCUGGCGGCGAUGGGGAAGAUGCGGGGUGGGAGGAGCCCUACUGAUGCGGAGAAGGAGAUGAUGGCGGAGGCUAGGGAUAAAUUGGCUGAGGUGUGUCAAGUGUUUGCUCCCAAGGAUGUGUUUCCGAGGGACGCGUUUGGAGGUGUAAUCGAGGACCUUGGGCUCAAUAAGCUCAAGGAGCAGAGGUUAGGGUUUCGUCCCCCUAAGACGUCUAUUGCUGAGAAGAUGUUGCUUUCCAAAAGAAAGAUGGAAAAACCGGAGGACUUUACCCUACAGUCUGCUCCCUAUUCAUCCCAACGCUUGCAAUCAAAUUCAGGUACAACAGUUGAGAAUCGUGCUCCUCCACAUGCUGCUCGAAUGUUUCAUGCUGAUAAACCUGGCCAAGCACCAAUUUCCUCUGGAAAUUUUCAGUCAGCUUCAACUUUGGGUCAUGGAUCUACUGCAAACUCUGGAUCUUUACCUUAUCAAUUACCUACAAGUGAGAUCAGGCCAGUUACUCACGCUGGGUUAACCACUGGUAAUCUUGGUAAAGACAAUUCUCCAGUGGCAUUGCCACGUGUUGAAAGACCACAUUUCAGACCUGAUGGGAGGUCAAAUGGUGCUUCUCAUAUUCAAGCUUCAUCUGGGGAUCACUCGACCCUGAGGCCACCUAAUUGGUCUAUGACACCACCAUCACAUUCAGCAGCCAAGGUGGGACCUGAAAAUGGGGUGCCAGCACAUUCAACUACCAAAGUUGAGGGAGGUCCUGAAUAUAAGUCAGGGAUGGCCCACCAAGUAACAACAUCUAGACCUUUUAUUAAUCAGACUUCUUCUGGAAACUUGACAACCGUACACCAGCAAAUACAUGGGAUAAACUUUGUCCCAGCUCCUCCAAGUAACACUCAUGCUGAAGUUGGUAAGAUUGUUCAGAGGUUCUUACAGCCCCAGCUUCCUGAUCGACCUGUAUGGACUCCGCCAUCUAGAGAUUAUAUGAGUAAGGCACUGACUUGUCAAAUGUGCAAGUUUACAGUAACUGAGGUGGAAAAUGUUCUUGUCUGUGAUGCUUGUGAAAAGGGGUAUCACUUGAAAUGUCUCCAAAUAAAUAAUCAGAAGGGUGUUCCUAGGGGAGAGUGGCAUUGUGGAAGGUGCUUGUCACUAACAAAUGGUAAACCAAUACCCCCUAAAUAUGGUCGUGUCAUGAGAAACAUCAAUGCAUCAAAAGUCUCUUCGACUGCACCAAUGGUUCAGCCAUCUCUUGACAAAAAAGUUUCUCAGAAAGUGAUAGUGAAUGGGAAUGUUGCAUUACAAAAUCCUCCAACUGUUGGUAUAGCAAAUAGAGUUAACCCUGCAUCUUUUCCAAAGGUUGAAAAUUCCAAAGACAUGCAAGGGAAUGACACAAUGUCAAGUAGAAGUGCUGAUAGUAAAGUUUCUUCUGAAUCCUGUCCAAACAGUUUGAUGAAAGCUUCUGGUGAUAGUAGUGUUUCUCCUGUUGGCUCAUCAGUUGAUAAACCUUGCCAAGGGGAAGCAUUUGAAUUGAAACAGCAGCCUCCUGCUAAAAUUGAGUCAACGCUCAAUUCAUCUGAUCAUUCACAUCCUUCUGUGGACUGCUCAAGUAUAGAUCAUAUACGGCUAUCAAAUAGUAUAGAGAUUUCAUCUAAGCAGUCUCCUGGAAAUAACCUUGAGGUUGUUGAUUUGAAGGAAUCUUGUGGUAGAGCCACCAGUUCCAAUGAUGUUGCUAAAAGAGGAGAGCAAGGGGCUGGAGAAGUAAAUACUGCUAAUGACUCUACAACCUAUAAUAGGAACACAAAGUGCAGUAGUUCUUUAUCAGAUCGGUUACAUAUUGUUGAUUGGGUUGGCAGCAAACAUUCAGUUGGAGAUGAUAAAUUAUUUUAUGAUGCAUGCCGCAUUAAUGGCUAUGUCUAUAAUCUUGAAGACUAUGCUCUUAUUCGUUUUGGAAAUGACAGAUUGAUUCCUUCAAAGCUUCAGACUAUGUGGGAAGAUGCCAAAACUGGAAUGAAAUGGGUUACUGUCAAUCGGUGUUACUUUGCCAGAGACUUGCCAGCAUCUGUUGGCCGCCCAUGUAGUCUGGAGAGCAGCGAGGUCUAUUUGUCUAAUUUUGGGAGUGCUGUAAUGGCUGGCCUUAUUGAAGGUCCAUGUGAAGUUCUUCCUCCAAGCAAGUUCACUGAAGAAAGAGAAAGGAGAACUUGUGCAGUAACAGAGAAAAAUGAUUUACGGCCACUUUACCUAUGCAAAUGGAUUUUUGAUGAAGCUAAAGGCCUAUUCCGUGAUGUUUCUUGUUAAUGGGCGGUGAAAUGUAUUUUUGUGACUGCCCUCUGUAUCAGAAGGGAGCAGGUUGUUGUGGCAGUGAGAGUUUGAUGUACAAUAUGUAGCAGUAGUUGUAAUCUGUGACCCUUCUUCUUCAUUAGAUACUAUAGGGAAGUGCAGAUUUUCUCCUUGAAAGGCUUUGUUAGAUUGGUGGAAUGUAAAAAAAAGUGUAGACUUGUUUUUAGAUGUCAUAUCUGACUAUCUAAAGAUUUUUAUGUUAAGAUAAUUUUAUUCUUUUUGUGGACAGAAAAUAAAAUAUUUCUUUUUAUUCUUUCAU
Ipomoea nil (Japanese morning glory) is the source of this 2951-nucleotide messenger RNA. RefSeq lists its product as uncharacterized. Bases 242 to 2650 code for a protein of 802 amino acids. The record is from RefSeq and is a predicted model, not a curated record. The transcript has 8 exons. Lineage: Eukaryota; Viridiplantae; Streptophyta; Magnoliopsida; Solanales; Convolvulaceae. Gene Ontology annotation, molecular function: chromatin binding.